CGGCUGCAGAAGGAAAGGUGCGCACAAUGUCAGUCACAUCCUCGGAAACGAGUCUUCCACUCCACUCUGAGCGACUUUAACCUCUUUCGCUAACGUGUUGCAGCCGCGGAUCCUGCGCGUUACCACCCGCAGCUGGAGUGAUAUUAAAUUCGGUGCGCAACAACUGAGACGAAAAAGAGAAUUUAUCUCAAAUGCAGGACUGAUCGAGACGUCUGGGGACUUAUUCUGCCACACUUUAACUACAAUCGCCAGUGAAUAUUAUGGAUGUACUGAUAGAGAAUCUGCAUUAUUAAAUCUGGUGGAGUUUUUAAGCACUUUUCCUCCUUGUGAAGCUCUUUUAGUUCCCCGAUGAUGGACGGCAGACAGUCGUCAAGGACUUUCACACCUGAUUGUGCAGCUUUAGCCAACACAUGAAAGGAAGAAACAUGUUUUGUCUGAUGAAAUCUCGCUCAUCAGACAGCAGCAGGGCUAUGGGGAUCAGACAUGGGACAAAGAUCCAACAUCACUCCAGACCCAUCUCGAAAAUAUACUUCGUUUUUAUUUUGCUGCUGCUCAUUUUCACACCGAGAGUGGAUUCAUCGUGGUGGUACAUCGGGGCGCUGGGUGCUCGGGUAAUCUGCGACAACAUUCCCGGCCUGGUCAACAAGCAGCGGCAGCUGUGCCAGCGGCACCCGGACCUGAUGCAGUCCAUCGGCGAGGGAGCCAAAGAGUGGAUCAAAGAGUGCCAGCACCAGUUCAGACACCACCGCUGGAACUGCAGCACGCUGGACCGGGACCACACCGUGUUUGGCAGGGUGAUGCUGCGAAGCAGCCGUGAGGCGGCGUUCGUGUACGCCAUCUCUUCAGCGGGAGUGGUCUAUGCCAUUACCAGGGCCUGCAGUCAGGGGGAGCUAAAGAUCUGCAACUGCGACGGCCAAAAGCGAGGGCGAGCCAGCGACGACCGGGGCAACUUCGACUGGGGGGGAUGCAGCGACAACAUCAACUACGGCAUUAAAUUUGCCAAGGCUUUCGUAGACGCGAGAGAGAGGAUGGUGAAAGACGCUCGCGCACUGAUGAACCUGCACAACAACCGGUGCGGUCGGAUGGCAGUGAAGCGCUUUAUGAAGCUGGAGUGCAAGUGUCACGGGGUCAGUGGCUCCUGUUCUCUGAGGACCUGCUGGCUGGCGAUGUCGGACUUCAGGCGAACUGGAGACUACCUCCGCAAGAAGUACAACACAGCCAUCGAGGUGAACAUUCACCAGGGAGGGACGAGUUUCAUGGUGGCCGACAAGGACUUCAAUGGAAGCACCAAGAACGAGUUGGUGUAUGUUGAGAACUCGCCAGAUUACUGUCUCACGGACCGCACAGCAGGCUCCUUGGGCACAGCGGGCAGAGUGUGCAACAAGUCCUCCAGAGGCACAGACGGCUGCGAGGUCAUGUGCUGUGGGCGGGGCUACGACACCAUGCGGGUCAAGCGUGUCACCAAGUGCGAGUGCAAGUUCAAGUGGUGCUGCGCCGUGGAGUGCAAAGACUGCGAGGACGUGGUCGACGUUCACACCUGCAAGCCCCACAAGCGACCCGAUUGGCUGGACAUAACCUAACGAGGAGACCUGACCAAUCACAAGUCACCACUGACUCAAUAACCUGCGCUCCAAUGACUGCAUUUUAUUAUGGGAUAUAUAAUUGGGAUCUCUUUAACUGUAAUACCUCUGGCUUUUGAUCCUUUGACACUUCCGGAAGCAGAGACUUCACAAACUCUGAUGCUAAACUGGAAAGUAGGCCCAGUUACUGAGCGUGUGCUGCUUAAAAUGUUUCUAAAAUUUGUUGAGCUUUUUUUUUUUAAGACAAACUUUGAAUCUUUGAUACAAAAUUGCUGAAUAUCGUAUUAUUCUGUUGUAAAAGCACCCUUGUUUAAAGCAGAUUUAUGAGGUAAUUUUACUGUAUGUAAAGUCUGUGUGAGAACAUGACAUAAUGCUCAUACUGAUGAUCAUAAUUAAAGUAGUAUUUAGCCUGAAGAGAAAGAUUUGAUGGCGAUAUUGUAAACACACUGACUUGUCAUUUAAAAUGAUAUCAAGUCAUUGUAUCGAACUGCAACAAAUAAUUUCAAGUACAAAAGACAGUUGCUGCGAAUGAGUGUAACUCUAAUGAACUAAAAAGAGGGAGCUAAUGAAAAGGUUCCUACUUGAAUAAGAUCAGACAAUCACACUGAACUGAAAGAACGGCAAACAGGAGAACAAGCAAGGACUUUCACUUCGAGUGGCCGCAGAGCUUCCUGGGAGUAAAGGACACACCAACAGGAAGAAUGAAGCUUCAUAUGGACUGUUUAUACUUCUUUCUUACAAUAUCCGAUAUAUUUGGCUAUCUGGAAAAGGUCUAACUCAUUCUGGCUGUGUUGCCUUAUGGACAACUGUAUCAUUUCUACCUCUGGUUCUCUGUCUUUGUUUCCAUGUCUAGUUUCAGUGCUAUCACCAACAGCUUCAAGUAAUUGUCUUUAGGUCAAACAGACAAACAGUUUUCACUGCGUCAAAAACACAGCCCCCUUAUUCAUUUCAUUUGCUGCAACACAAU
This is a messenger RNA of Centropristis striata (black sea bass), 2547 nucleotides long. RefSeq names its product protein Wnt-2b-A-like. The transcript has 5 exons. Gene Ontology annotation, molecular function: cytokine activity; frizzled binding. NCBI's taxonomy places the organism in Eukaryota, Metazoa, Chordata, Actinopteri, Perciformes, Serranidae. Gene Ontology annotation, cellular component: extracellular region. The coding region runs from base 411 to 1580 and encodes 389 amino acids. Gene Ontology annotation, biological process: multicellular organism development; cell fate commitment; canonical Wnt signaling pathway. The record is from RefSeq and is a predicted model, not a curated record.